Myxozyma melibiosi is the source of this 1135-nucleotide messenger RNA. RefSeq lists its product as uncharacterized. The transcript has a single exon. NCBI's taxonomy places the organism in Eukaryota, Fungi, Ascomycota, Lipomycetes, Lipomycetales, Lipomycetaceae. The record is from RefSeq and is a predicted model, not a curated record. The coding region runs from base 64 to 702 and encodes 212 amino acids.
AAGCGCCGGUACGCUUCCUCCGCGACCUCGCGCUCGCCGUCGGUCUCGCCCGCGCAGUUCUACAUGCCGCUCCCGACCGCGUCUGCCGAAGCCGAGAUGCAUCUGUCGUCCUCGAUCCCGCCGUCGACCGCGCAUCUGCACACUACCAGCCCGCCCUUGCUGCAGCACCAGCGAUCGAUGGACACGUUCCUCAUGAGCAGCGCGCCUUCGUCUACCAGACCUACCAACCGCCGCCAACAACACCAGCAGCGUCUCCAGCGCGCGCGCUCGCAGCCCAGCUUGAUCCGCGCCAGCAGCAGCGCCGCGCACUUACCUUCCUUUGUCAACGCUCCUUUGCCAAUGGACUUUGCCACUCUGAGCCAGCAGCAGUUCAUGAUCCAGCCCACGCACCAGCCUGUCCAGCAAGUCGGUCUUGGCCUCAGCCUUGCCGACGCACCACUCAUUCCAGGACAGGUACCUCAGCACCGCGCAGCAAUGGUCUCUCCGCCGCCCGUCUCCUCGCCUUCUUCGUUGCCUUCGCCGUCCUCUCUUUCAGCGACCAAGAAGAAGCGCAGCGAGUCCGGCAGGGCAAACGCCGCUGCCUCGGGCGCCGGCGGCGUCACUUUCAACAACCUGACGCCGAAGGACCACGUCAAAAUCAUGAGCUCGGUCGCAAAGUCGGGUUCAAACAAGUCCAAGAAACCUACAAACAAGAAGAAAUAAAGACCAGCAUCACUCUUUCAUCCUGGUCUUCCUCUCUCUCUCUCUCUUUUAUCGUCUCUCUUUAGAACUUGGCUUACACACUCUCUAUUUGUACUUUGGUGUUUUCUGUCUUUUCUGCAUUAUUUGUGAGUCUCGUGUUUAUCUGCAUCUCGGUUUUGGAAGUAUAGGGGUUGCGCGGAGGAAGUGAUCGUUAUAUAUAUUUUGCUUGGGAUUUUUACAUUUUGGGUCUAUUUUUUUGUAUACUACUACUACUUUGUAAAUUGCGUGUUUUUGGCUGCUCUUUUUGUUUUAUAUUUACUUUAUACAAGUAUUGGGGAUACAUUAAAAUACACUCGUUUUAUUACAAUAAUUGCUUCUUCCCUCGUAGGCAUUUUGUCGAUAGACCGAUUUUAUGUCCGCGUGCAACAAGUCUAUGACAGACUGUGUAGACAUU